Molecule: messenger RNA, 1798 nt
Organism: Maylandia zebra (zebra mbuna)
Lineage: Eukaryota; Metazoa; Chordata; Actinopteri; Cichliformes; Cichlidae
Source: RefSeq, a predicted model, not a curated record
CUCCGGGCUGUAGCGCGCCUCCUGAAAAUGAGGAAACAGAGCGAGAAAACAACAAAAACGUUAUAACUGUGCGAGCGGCUCUCUACAUAAUAACAGCUGCACACUGGCUCAGCACUGAUGCACACAUGGAAUUUAAACAAUACAUCAAAGUGCAGUUUUUGCAUUUUUACCAGAAACAGCGCAGUGCCUCCUCACAGUGAAAGCAGAGCUCCUGAAUACUUGCAUGUGUGUGAGUGUGUUGCGUGCUGAGCUCCACCAUGGUUCAGUGGCAGCUCUGCACUCCGGAGAACCUGAUGUAUUCAGGGUUUGGCCGUCCUUUUCCACGACACGGCCUCCAGCUGCUCUUUUGGUUUUCCAACCAGUGUGUGACCUGCGAGGUCGUCCAGCUGGUGGUCACCAUGAAGCUGGUGUCGGACUGUCAGCCGGAGAACGGGAACUUCGGCUUCCACCUGUUUGGAAACAUGGAGGAGCUCCUUCCUGUUCUGAGCAGGCCCAGGAAGAGCAGGAGUAAGGUUACGUACUUUGAGGUUGGCAACCUGAGCACAGAAACUUAUCCUGCUUCUGCACACCUGCCGGCGUACGUGAGGGAAAAUUAUCGGUCGGGUGUCAGAAGCAACAACUCCAACAUCGAUCGCAUCAUCAUUGGUUACCGGGUGAGGACCCGGGUGGUGGAGACGGUGUACAUCACUGAGCACGACCCAGCCGCCUUUGGGAGGUUCAGAUUCGACAGGACUUUUGAAAUCAGCUGUGAACUGAUCCAGGCCCUGCAGAACCCCCAGCUGGACCUCACCAGCUUCCUCAUCCAGAUGGGCUACUACGUAAAUGUGCUCCAGGGCAUAGGAGAGACCCCCUACUCGGAUCCAUCAGCUCAGCAAACCUGCAGCGUGGUGCAGUACUACAGCGGAUCCACACAGCAGCCCAGCAGCUACGAGCAGCACGUGCACUACAGCUACAACACAUCAGCACAGAGCGGGCCUGCAGCUAACUACAGGAAACUACCGGCGUACAGUUACUGGAAGCUGCCUCGUGAAGCUUUCAGUGGAAAACCAAAGAAGCGGGAUGGCGGCGAGGACUUUGGCUUCCUGAAGCUUCUUCUCGGCGCUGGAGCGCUCUACUUAGCAGCCAAGUGUCUGUUCUGGUUACUCGGCAGCUGGUGGAGCGAAGACGUGGACGGAGACGUGGCGCUGAAGCCACAGUGGACUCCGACGUUUUGGCGCCGCGCUCCCAGCGAUCGGCACACGCACGUCAUGCUGGAUUACGUCUUCUAAAACUCACACGUGGUAUCAAAUGUCACACAAAGCUGUGGACUUUCUGGACUCCAGCCUGUGCACUGUGCUGUUUUCCACACUGGAGGAAAAAUGAUCAUUUUAAACGAUUUUAAGGUGUUUUUGCUUUAUGUUUGACACAGACUGGACCAAAAUCACAUUACGCAUUCAUCCAUGCAUCCAGCUGAAUCUGUAAACACUGAAGUGCUGAUCUCUGAAAUCUUACAUUUUAAAAAUCAGUGCAGUAUUCAUGUGAUGGUUCCUGUUCCAGGAAGCAGCUUUAGCUCCAGAUGACUCAGUUUCCACUUCCACAAAGUCAGCUCUGAUUAUUUUCAUUAGUGGAGAAAGAAAGCCAUCACCAAUCGAGCUCCGAUACCACCAUUCACCGCGGCAACGGAAAAAUAAAGAGCAGGGCAGCGAUUUUAAUCCAGAAGACGAAGCAAUAUGAGCGUGUGUCAGGACGGGCGCAUCAGAGAUCACACACUCGCAGUGAGACUGAUUUUGGUCGUUUUUAGUGGAAAAUAAACUCAAAC